AUGUUUCGCACGAAAAGGUUUUUUCGGCUGAAGAAAAAGAUCAACACGACGUGCCAUCAAAUUGCCGAAAUCGAAAUUGCUAGUCCAUCAAUUGUGCCUUCUGCUGGAGGUUUCACUAGUGCAGAUAUACGGUAUGCUCGUCUUAAAAUGGAUUUACUAUGGACUCCUCGUAAUGUCCAGCUAACAAAGCUUCUUCUGAUUCUUUACCUUUCACUUCUAGUCACAUCCUGCAAAGUAGAACUCAACAACAGUGAGGAAGACGACCUAGACCAAGAACUUAAAAAUUAUGUAGACAGUGUAUUUAGUGUUAGUGAAAUAAGUAUAGUGCCAGGAGUUAAAAUAGAAGAAAUAAAACAUGUUCCAGAAGAGAACCGGACAUUUACGGAAAGUUGCGAUAACGGACGUAGCCUGCAAACUGUGCAGGAGUAUGUGGAUAAGAAAAUUGAACAGUUUUCAGCAAGGCAUUUGCUUUCUAUAAGCCUACCAGAGACGGCGAGGUUCUUCUCUUCAGGUGAGCCAAAUAAAGGGGACUCUGGCAAGAGUUCUUUUUUGACCGGCUUCGGUAUGGGUUUUCUAGCUUUCGGACUGAAGAAACUAUUGCUGCCAUUCUUUAUAGGUGCCCAAUUGAUCAAGAGCGUUUUGAUUGCUAUGUUCCUGCCGUCUAUCUUGGGAGGCCUCGGAAAAAUUGUCGGUAAAGGACUGUCUACGUUUUCUGGAAUAUCUGGCGCUUCGACAGGACUCAAUCAGCAUCAGCAGCAGAUUGAGGAUUUCGAGUUUAAAGAUGUAGGCCCUUAUAAUAAUGAGAUUGGUGUGGGGCAUCAAUUCAACGCGGAAGCUGCAGCUACGAAUCAGUUGGCAGAAGUGGAUUCCAGUACAUCUGGUAAUGAUAUUAGAUUAGGAAACUCAGCUAACCAAAGAAUUGCUUUUGUAUCACCGCAAAGUGAUAAUUACUACCUAAGAAGACCAAACCGUAAAACCGAUUAUAAGGUUUUUCACAAAAUACCAUCGUCUUCCCUUCUUCUAACGAGUUAUGAUCCCUUUUACAGGGAGCUAAACGAACUUCGCAAACCAUCUAGCGACAAUCCAGAUAUCCUUCGGUUUUUCCGUUACAUGAAAGCUGCCAAAGAUGGACAAGAUGGCGAAGAGUGUCAUGCCCACGGCGGAUGCCCAUCUUUAACUGCCCACAAAGCUAGUCCAGCAAUGCUCACUACUUAUAACGAUAUUAAUAAGUUAGUUUUAGCGAGAAAUCUGAAAUAA
This is a messenger RNA of Diabrotica balteata, 1257 nucleotides long. NCBI's taxonomy places the organism in Eukaryota, Metazoa, Arthropoda, Insecta, Coleoptera, Chrysomelidae. The record is from the annotation of a GenBank genome assembly.